CAGUGAGGCAGAGCUGAAGGCUGAGCUUGGAAACUCACUGCACUACAUCACAUUCACUAAUUGCACCAUCUGUGGACUGUUGUUGUGCUUGUUUUACAAAUCCUCCAAACGCUGCGUCGCUUUCAGCAGAUGGGUCCGUGUGGCCAGCUCGCUUCCUCUCAAUUCAGCUGCUGCACUAACUAGUUCUCCAAGUUUGGGACUAAUGAACUUGUGAGACACUCGGCGAUUUUGGAUACAGACGCGCGUUUCUGCGUACGCGCGCUGUCUUGACGCGCGGACUUUAUUUGUCGCGACUUGAUUCGUCUUUUCAUUUUUUAUUAUUAUUAUUAUUUUUUUCCCCCCCGUCCAUCUGCAUCUGAAGGAAGUGGAAGGAAAUAGGAGAGUCCACGCUCAGCCGCCGGUCUCGUGGCUCCUUUGUAUACAACAGCUGCAGCAGCUGUGUGUAAAUGCAUUGGCACACAGCGUCUCCUGCUCCGUGAUCCACAGUCUUCAUUUAGGAAUGAAGCGACUGCGCCAGGUGUAGAAGAGGAAUCUCAAAACUUUACCGAUACAGUCUGUUUCCUCGCCGCAGGGUUUCAUUCACCCCUAUAGAAAGCGGGGCUCCGUCUAUCGCCGUCUGUCUUUCUCCGUCUCUCCUCGCGCUUGGAUUGUAAACGGCAGCAAACAAACUGAGCUCCGUGCAGAGCUGCGCGGCUACGACACACACGAACACACAAACACAACCACCAUGGAUGUAAGAUUUUACCCCACUGCUGGUGGAAAUCCUAUUCCAGGAGAUCCACCUAACCUGGAUUUUGCGCACUGUUUGGGCUACUACAACUUCAACAAGUUUCAAAACAACAACAACUACAUGAACAUGGCAGAGGCGAAUGGGGCCCUGCUCGCUGCAGGCGAUACCUUUCAUACGCCAAGUUUGGGUGAUGAGGAGUUUGAGAUUCCUCCAAUUACACCUCCGCCAGAGAUGGAGUCUGGUCUGGGUCUAUCGGAAGUGGACUCACCUUUCCCAGCAAUGCCAGAACCCCCAGGUCCACACAGGGGUCCGUUAAUCCCUCAGUUCCCCCCUCAGAGCCUGGAUCUGCCAUCCAUUACCAUCUCACGCAACAUGAUGGAUCAGGAAGGGAUGACUGUCAACAAUGGGCAACCUGUGGUGAGCACUCCUAUGCAUUUAAACCGCUAGUAAAUCAAGAAGAGGAAUAGUGUCCUCAUUUGUCAACACAUAACCACUGUGCUACUGUUCUACUUGAAGCGGCAGCUCCAGAUGUGGUUACCAAACAAAAAAGAUUUGAUUCAUAAGCAUGUACUUCACUAUGCAGUCCUGAAAUGGGCCCUUUAUGCUGAGCCACGACGUCUCCUUCAGAGUUUUUGUACACCUCCUGUUGUCAGUGCAUCUGGCACAGCAUCUGGCCUUGUUUACAGCGCAGAAGGUAUAUGAUCGCGUUGAGUAAAUGUCAUGAUAUUAUGUUACUUACUGUGAGUAUAUUUAUUAAAAAGGAAAAAAAAAAAAAGGUGUGGAGGAGCUUCCUCUGUAAGGUGAGCAGAUGUGAAUAGAUCACAGGUGUUUGAGCACAAAGCACAUUCCGCCCCAGAAGGACAGUGAAAAUGGGACCCAAAAGUGCCACAGAUUCACAUGCUCAUAUUUAAUUCAUGAUGUGUGCAGAGGCCUCUUUUUGUGCUGUAGAUGCUGAUGCAUGGUUCAGUCUAAUGUCUCGUGUGCUCCUAAGAAAAGGCACCUGCUUUGUGUGUGGAGUGCAGGUUCAGAUUUGUCUCUGUAUUGUUGAGAAUUGACGAACAUAUGUGUGGCUUAAUCCUUCUUUCCUCUGACACAGAUGGUCAAAUGUGGAACAGUAGGCAAAGUAAUAAGUGUCUUUAUGUUGAUACUGUACCAUAGAUGGUGAGAUGGUUGUCUCGGGGUGGAAAGACAUUUUCAAAUGCCACAAUCAUAGAGGCAUUGAGGAGGAAAAAUGGAAAUGUCACUGGCUGACUAGUUGUCUUACAGACCUAUUACGAACAUGGGAGAUUCAUUUAGGAGAAAGGAAAAACCAAAGGACAAAGGAAUGAGCUGAGAAAUGAUGAUAGCGAUGCUGAGUUUGCCUUGUGAACCACGA
Solea senegalensis (Senegalese sole) is the source of this 2105-nucleotide messenger RNA. It is a transcript of the gene tox3, whose product is annotated as TOX high mobility group box family member 3. Bases 728 to 1177 code for a protein of 149 amino acids. The record is from RefSeq and is a predicted model, not a curated record. Gene Ontology annotation, molecular function: chromatin DNA binding. The transcript has 3 exons. Gene Ontology annotation, cellular component: nucleus. Gene Ontology annotation, biological process: regulation of transcription by RNA polymerase II. NCBI's taxonomy places the organism in Eukaryota, Metazoa, Chordata, Actinopteri, Pleuronectiformes, Soleidae.